UGAUAGGAAACUCGGUGGUUUGUGGGGCUUCCUCCCCCUUCGUGGUGUUUUUAAAAUAGAUAUAUUUAUAAAUAUUGCUAGCCUCUGGGCAAUUUGGACUGCAGAGAUUUCUUGAAAAGGAGGUUGCCAUCACCAAGACGGCGGCUGGUUGGUGCAGGGAAAGAGAGAGAGAAAAGAGAACGCUUUUGAGUGACACCGCAGCAAUUUUUCUGCGAAAUGGAGAACUGGGUUCAGGAUCGAGGGCCAGAGAUCUGUGCUCAUGUCGUGGCCCUGGCAGAGGAUUUCCUACUGAGGCAGCAGGAGAAUGAGAGAUGGGGUGUGCAGGCGUUGGCCACAGACCUUUCUGAUACUGAGCUGCAUCCCUCAGACACUGAGCAGGAGCAGAGCUUAAAGCAGGAAGAAGAUGAGGACACGGUUUCACUCGCAGGUGAUGGAAAGGUGAGUGAGAUUGAGGAGGACGACAACCUUGUGCAGGAAGAUUCUGAGGCAGACGGCGCGUCUCUUGGAGGAGACAAGUGGGACAUCCUUGAGACGGGAGAAACAUCUGGAAGCCGCCAGGGCUCAGAUGGGCACAAGAAACAGAAGGACACCCCCAUUCCUCCUUAUGACCAGGGCCACUGGGAUCUGAAAGAGCCCAGAAUCCAGGCAAGGAUCUACAACUAUGGGGGGUUGAAGAUGUGCAUAGACUGUGGGAAAACCUUCAAGCAGAGUUCGAGCUUGUACAGGCACCGGAGACUUCACACUGGAGAGAAACCGUAUGGCUGCCCAGAGUGCGGCAAGAGCUUCAGCCGAAAGUCCCACCUCAUUGCACACGAGAGAACCCACACAGGGGAGAAGCCCUACGACUGCGUAGAGUGCGGCAAGAGCUUCAGCCGGAAGUCCCACCUAAUCACGCAUGAGAGGAUCCACACAGGGGAGAAGCCGUACAAAUGUGGGGAGUGCGGGAAAUGCUUCAGCCAGAGCUCAGCCCUUGUGGCACAUGAGAGGUCCCACACCGGUGAGAAACCGUUCACCUGCCUGGACUGCGGGAAGAACUUCCACCGGAGGUCAGGUCUUUCGGCGCAUGAGAGGACCCACACGGGAGAGAAGCCAUACAAAUGCACAGAAUGUGGGAAGAGUUUCAGCCAGAGCUCGGGCCUUUUGGCCCAUGAGAGGACCCAUACUGGAGAGAAGCCGUACCGGUGCACUGAGUGCGGGAAAAGCUUCUGUGAACGCACAGCUCUCGUUAGACAUUUGAGAACCCACACGGGGGAGAAACCAUACACAUGUGCAGAGUGUGGGAAGAGCUUCAGCCAGAGCUCGGGUCUCCUGGCACAUGAGCGCACCCACACAGGGGAGAAACCGUACAAAUGCUCCGACUGUGGGAAGAGCUUUGGGCACCGCUCUGACCUCCUACGACAUCAGAGAAUCCUCAAAAGAGGGAAGCCAUAUAAAUGCUCCGAGUGCGGGAAAUGUUUUGGCCGGGGCUCCGAUCUCCUCCAGCACCAGCAAAUCCACACAGGGGAGAAGCCAUAUAAAUGCUCCCACUGUGGAAAGUGUUUCAGCUGGCGGUCAAACCUUAUUAAGCAUGAGAGAAUCCACAUGAAGGUGAAAAUUUACAAAUGCACAGCCUGAGUGCAACGUCUCCUGUCCUAGGACAUGAAAGAAUCCACACAGGCGGGUUGUGGUACUAAAAGCUCCAACUGUGGAAAUCAGCUGCAGGCAGAAAGUAUUCCUGGCUGAAUGUC
Molecule: messenger RNA, 1727 nt
Organism: Lacerta agilis (Sand lizard)
Lineage: Eukaryota; Metazoa; Chordata; Lepidosauria; Squamata; Lacertidae
Product: zinc finger protein OZF-like
Exons: 4
Coding region: 217-1614 (465 amino acids)
Biological process (GO): regulation of transcription by RNA polymerase II
Cellular component (GO): nucleus
Molecular function (GO): RNA polymerase II cis-regulatory region sequence-specific DNA binding; DNA-binding transcription activator activity, RNA polymerase II-specific
Source: RefSeq, a predicted model, not a curated record